Messenger RNA from Yamadazyma jaroonii, 1842 nucleotides. The record is from the annotation of a GenBank genome assembly. NCBI's taxonomy places the organism in Eukaryota, Fungi, Ascomycota, Pichiomycetes, Serinales, Debaryomycetaceae.
AUGGCUGACGGUGUUUUCCAAGGUGCUAUUGGUAUCGAUUUAGGUACUACUUAUUCAUGUGUUGCUACUUAUGAUUCAGCUGUUGAAAUCAUUGCUAAUGAACAAGGUAACAGAGUUACUCCAUCAUUCGUUGCUUUUAACGAUGAAGAAAGAUUAAUUGGUGAUGCCGCUAAAAAUCAAGCUGCUUUAAACCCAAAGAACACUGUUUUCGAUGCUAAAAGAUUAAUCGGUAGAGCUUUUGAAGAUGAAUCUGUUCAAAAAGAUAUCAAAUCAUGGCCAUUCACCGUUGUUAACUCCAACGGUAACCCAUUAAUUGAAGUUUCAUACUUAGGUGAAAACAAAACUUUCUCCCCACAAGAAAUUUCAUCAAUGGUUUUAACUAAAAUGAAAGAAAUUGCUGAAGCUAAAAUUGGUAAAAAAGUUGAAAAAGCUGUUAUUACUGUCCCAGCUUAUUUCAAUGAUGCUCAAAGACAAGCUACCAAAGAUGCUGGUUCAAUUUCCGGUUUAAACGUUUUAAGAAUCAUUAACGAACCAACCGCUGCUGCUAUUGCUUACGGUUUAGGUGCCGGUAAAUCUGAAAAAGAAAGACAUGUUUUAAUUUUCGAUUUAGGUGGUGGUACUUUCGAUGUUUCAUUAUUAAACAUUACUGGAGGUGUUUUCACUGUUAAAGCUACUGCUGGUGAUACUCAUUUAGGUGGUCAAGAUUUCGAUACCAACUUAUUAGAACACUUCAAAAAAGAAUUCCAAAAGAAAACUGGUUUAGAUAUUUCCGGUGAUUCAAGAGCUUUAAGAAGAUUAAGAACUGCUUGUGAAAGAGCUAAGAGAACUUUAUCUUCAGUUACUCAAACUACCGUUGAAGUUGAUUCAUUAUUCGAUGGUGAAGAUUUCUCCGCUAACAUUACCAGAGCUAGAUUCGAAGAUAUUAACUCAGCUUUAUUCAAAUCUACUUUAUCUCCAGUUGAACAAGUCUUAAAAGAUGCUGCUAUUGACAAAUCUAAAGUUGAUGAAGUUGUCUUAGUCGGUGGUUCUACCAGAAUUCCAAAAGUUCAAAAAUUAUUAUCAGAUUUCUUUGAUGGUAAACAAUUAGAAAAAUCUAUUAACCCUGAUGAAGCUGUUGCUUACGGUGCUGCUGUUCAAGGUGCUAUCUUAACCGGUCAAUCAACCAACGAAGAUACCAAAGAUUUAUUAUUAUUAGAUGUUAUCCCAUUAUCUUUAGGGGUUGCUAUGCAAGGUAAUGUUUUCGCUCCAGUUGUUCCAAGAAACACCACUGUUCCAACUAUUAAAAGAAGAACUUUCACCACUGUUGCUGAUCACCAAACCACCGUUCAAUUCCCAGUUUACCAAGGUGAACGUGUUAACUGUUCAGAAAACACUUUAUUAGGUGAAUUCGAUUUAAAGAACAUCCCACCAAUGCAAGCUGGUGAACCAGUCUUAGAAGCUAUCUUUGAAGUUGAUGCUAAUGGUAUCUUAAAAGUUACUGCUGUUGAAAAAUCAACCGGUAGAUCUGCUAACAUUACCAUUUCUAACUCUAUUGGUAGAUUAUCAUCCGAUGAAAUCGAAAAAAUGAUUGAAGAUGCUGAAAAAUUCAAAUCUUCCGAUGAUGCUUUCGCCAAGAGACACGAACAAAAACAAAAAUUAGAAGCUUACGUUGCUUCUGUUGAAUCAACCAUCACUGAUCCAGUCUUAUCAUCUAAAUUAAAGAAAUCUGCUAAAGAUAAGAUCGAAACCGCUUUAUCAGAAGCUUUAGCUGCUUUAGAAGUUGAAGAUUCAUCCGCUGAUGAUUUCAGAAAAGCUGAAUUAUCCUUAAAGAGAGCUGUCACUAAAGGUAUGUCAACUCGUUAA